CGUUAUAUGUGAGAACCUUUUGAUGUGUGACUCUUUAGAAGUAAGUGGAAAAUAUUUCAUCAAACUCGAAAACCGGUUUUAAGUUUACGACCGCCGGCAGAGAUCAUUAGUUCGUGUAAAGAUGGAAUACGCUACGUUCUCUAUCGCAGACUAUUCGCUAUUGGCUAUUUUGUUAAUCGUCAACUGUUGCAUUGGACUCUAUUUUGGUUUCUACAAAAAGCAAAAAACGCUCGAUGGUUACCUCUUUGGAGGAAGAAAGAUGGCAACGCUUCCCAUAACAUUGUCACUUGUUACUGGGACAGUUUCGCCAAUAGCCAUCGUAGGAGUACCGUCCGAAAUAUACACGUAUGGCACACAAGUAUGGCUAAUGAUCGUGUCUAUUUUAAUCGCCGGUUUGAUAAAUCACUUUGUCUAUUUGCCCGUAUUUUACAAUUUACAGUUACAAAGCGUUUAUCACUAUUUCGAAAUGCGAUUUGAUAAGUCCAUAAAAAAUGUAGCCUCUCUUAUAUACAUUUUGACAAAAUUGUUGAUGAUGCCUAUAAUUAUUUAUGCUUCGUCCUUAUCGCUUAAUCAAGUAACUGGGAUUAAUCUACACGUGAUCGCUUGGGUUAUUGCGGGCGUUUGUAUUUUUUAUACAACAAUUGGAGGCAUAGAAGCAGUGGCAUGGACGGACUCAUUGCAAGUGUUAAUCAGUUUCGGUACCAUACUUUACGUGUUAGCCAAGGGAAUCUCUCUAGUAGGCGGUGUGGAUGAGGUAUGGACGAAAUCUUCCGACGGCCAGAGGAUAGAGUUCUUUAACAUGAAUCCAGAUCCAACAGUUAGAAACACAUUUUUAUCGGUCGUAAUCGGAAACAUCUUCUUAUGGUUGGGAUUUCUAGCCAUUCCACCCGCAGGAGUUCAGCGAUCAAUAUCGUUACCUUCACUCCAACGUGCGAAAAGGGCCAAUAUGGUAACUACAAUUUUAGCCGGACUAUCCAAGCUGCUCUGUUGCUUUUUGGGGCUAGUCGUUUACGCCAAGUACGCAAAUUGUGAUCCAUUCUCGAUAGGACUAAUUAAAAAACUUGACCAAAUCUUCCCUUACUUUGUAACUGAUAUAGGGAAAUCCGUACCCGGGCUUAGCGGAUUGUUCGUGGCGGGAUUAUGCACCACAACUCUGGGUGUUUUGUCGACUUUUUUUAAUUCGAUCUCUGCCAUUUGUUACCUUGACUUUUUCAUUCAUAUCCUGCCAAAAGGAGGAAAAUGGGCAAAUUCUAGCACAGUUCUAAAAGUCAUCACAGCCAUCGUAGGAAUUAUAAGCGUAUCCCUUGUAUUUGUCGCAGAGAAAUUGGGAUCCUUAUUUGAGUUGUUACAUUGUGUUCAUGGUAUUACGGAGGGUCCCUUGUUGGGAGCUUUUACGCUCGGUUUGCUUAUCCCCAGGAGCAAUGCAAGGGGCGCACUGAUUGGAGUAUUAUCCUCGGUAGGGAUAAUGUCAUACCUCAUAAUUCAACAUCAAAUAUAUGUCUGGGACGGCGCGAUUUCUUACCCACCAAAGCCAUUGCGUACAACUGAUUGUAACGCAACUUACUUGAACCAAUCGCUUGUUACGACAAUCACUCCCAUUUCGGAAGCACCGCUGUGGCUCUUCAGGCUGUCCUUUCAAUAUUACACCGGUAUUGGUACAGCACUUACCAUUUUGAUUGGGGUCCUUAUUAGUGUACUUACGACCAAAGAUAGCGAAGUAGAUCCUGCUCUUGUAAUACCUUGCGUUCGCAGAUUCUGUUCACCAAAGUCACAGGCCGAAUUUGAGCUGAAGAAUAAUCUUUUGAAUGAGAACGUCCAAAUUACAGAUAAUGCCAGUGGUACUUAAAAGGUAUAAAUAAACGUCAUUUAUUGUA
This is a messenger RNA of Photinus pyralis (common eastern firefly), 1874 nucleotides long. Its product is annotated as sodium-coupled monocarboxylate transporter 2-like. The record is from RefSeq and is a predicted model, not a curated record. The coding region runs from base 122 to 1846 and encodes 574 amino acids. Gene Ontology annotation, cellular component: membrane. Gene Ontology annotation, molecular function: symporter activity. Lineage: Eukaryota; Metazoa; Arthropoda; Insecta; Coleoptera; Lampyridae. The transcript has 9 exons. Gene Ontology annotation, biological process: transmembrane transport; sodium ion transport.